Malaya genurostris is the source of this 1649-nucleotide messenger RNA. It is a transcript of the gene mbf1, whose product is annotated as endothelial differentiation-related factor 1 homolog. NCBI's taxonomy places the organism in Eukaryota, Metazoa, Arthropoda, Insecta, Diptera, Culicidae. Gene Ontology annotation, molecular function: DNA binding. The transcript has 4 exons. Gene Ontology annotation, cellular component: nucleus. The record is from RefSeq and is a predicted model, not a curated record. The coding region runs from base 147 to 590 and encodes 147 amino acids.
UAAAAUAUCUCCAACCAUGUUUCUUUACUAUAUAAAUAUACUGAGUUCCUCAUAUUUUCCAAAUACGUGCCUUGCUGAGCUAAUACUACAAAACAGAUUCAGCCACAGAGAAGAACUUGGUUCGAAACAACAAAAACUACAUCAAGAUGUCUGAAAGCGACUGGGAUACUGUGAUUGUUUUGCGCAAAAAGGCCCCUAAGGCUUCCACGAUGAAGACUGAAUCGGCAGUGAAUUUAGCUCGUCGUCAAGGUAUUCCGGUAGAGACCAACCAAAAAUAUAAUGCCGGCACAAAUAAGCAGCACGUUGCAACUAAAAACACCGCCAAGUUAGACCGGGAGAACGAAGAACUAAAGCAUAAAACAGUUUCCCACGACAUUUCCAAGCUAAUCAUGCAGGGUCGCCAGGCCAAAGGACUUAGUCAGAAAGAUCUGGCCACGAAAAUCUGCGAGAAACCUCAAAUCGUCAAUGACUAUGAGGCCGGUCGUGGUAUUCCAAACCACAUGAUUCUGGGCAAAAUUGAACGGGUGAUUGGAAUAAAAUUGCGCGGCAAGGAUAUCGGCACCCCACUGGCGCCUCCCGGUAAGAAGUGAAGCCUUUCGGGAGGCAACAAAUAACUAACACAUCUAUAUAAACUCAACCCGAUACAUACGCGACUGUGGCGAGAGUGAAUUAAUCUAACCAAAUUCUAAUAUCCUGCGGUUUUACUGCAAUUCGAAACCGGUGCAUUGAAAAAAAAAGAAAGAACUGUACACACUGAAAAAAUAAUAAUAUUUGGAUGUUGAUUAGAAUGAUUGUUAAAACAGAACUAUUUGCAUUACUAAAACGCAAAACGUAACUAAAGCUCAUGUUCUAUACAGUCAACACUUUGUAAAAUCCAAUACAUGUGCAUUUACAAAAAUCAUUCAAAAUUGUUUGGAGCUAUGUUAGCUUUAUCUUUGUUUACAAAUAUAUCGUUUGAUAGUAAAAGCAUAUUCGCUAUAAAACAACCUGUAAUGUACAUGUUUGCGCACUUUGCAAUUUAUAGUGAUCACAUUAGUCGAUCAGUAGUCUUAAUAACAUUCUUGUAAAACAAAUAGAAUACACGCCAGUGUUAGAUUGAACCCCGCGUGAAUAAACCUUUUCAUUUAGUAAUUGAUGUUCUAAGCGUAUAAGCAUCAUUAUUAUGAGAAAACGUUUCAUAAUCUGCAGAAAAAAAACGAGAAUUUAUUUUUUUAUGUUUUCCGAGUAAAAAUACGUAAUAUAAGUCCAGCUCGGUUUGCAUUGUUUCUAAUAAUGGCAGGUAAAUGAAAAAGAUAUUGAUGUUUUGAUUAUGUUCCUAAAUUUAAUUCAAUUUACUUUUUGCAAAUAUUUCACAGUGGGCAACUGAUCAAGCAGACCAAAAGAGCGGAACGCGGAAGAAGUAAAUCUGGGAAACUGAAAAAAACAUUGUAAAUGAACGAAUGUUUAGUUUUCAGUCUCAUUUCGCGUCAUAUAAGAUUACUUAUUAGUUAGCACAGCUUUACAAUGAGCCGCCGGGAAAACAGCUAAAAAAGUGACACUUGCAUUUGAAAUUAUUUUUUCUCCUUCAUGCCUAUUGUUGAAUUCCUAACUGGAGCACCGAAAUUAUGUUUACCACAUCUUUCAAUAAAACUUGCUGUGAAAGGAAAAAA